Plasmopara halstedii is the source of this 153-nucleotide messenger RNA. RefSeq lists its product as uncharacterized. Lineage: Eukaryota; Oomycota; Peronosporomycetes; Peronosporales; Peronosporaceae. Bases 1 to 153 code for a protein of 50 amino acids. The transcript has 2 exons. The record is from RefSeq and is a predicted model, not a curated record.
AUGCAACACCUUGGUUUUAAUAGCGCGGAAUGGUUUGAAGCGACAGGUGUCGCAGUCAUCGCCAAAUCGGCGUCGGACCACCCUGGAGUCACAAAUGGCUACUGUCUGCAUGGAGGAUCUUCAAACGGAGAUAAUGGAACUUCACUACGGUAA